CUUCAGCCAUGAAACAAACACUGUGCAGCCGCUCCGUCCUAUGACUCCAACACUGACACAUUUAUCAGAAGUGAUGGAUGCAGCUUAUGACCUCGAUGAAGACGACGAACUUCUGGCCUACGACUUUCAGAGGACCAUUCAAGAGUUGUGUCAGAGAGAGAAUUUAACAGGAUCAGGGAGGAGUGAAGCUCUGAAGCUCGCAGUGGCCAUCAAACAAGGCGACAUGUCGGUGCUGGAGAAGCUCCGUGAUUUCCCAGAAGCCUUCAGUCAGGUGGACGAGUGUGGCUGGUAUCCCCUGCACAGAGCGGCAGUCCAGCCUCUGGUCCUGGUCCUGGAGACGGUGCUGUACGCAUCUUUCAGUCUGACUCUGGAGGAAAAGACUUCGGAGGGUGAGACCUUCCUGACGUUAGCAGUGAAAGCUGGUUUGGUGGAAAACGUGAAGAUGCUGUUGGACCACGGAGCUUCUCCUCACACGACAAACAGCAAGAACGAAUCCCCUCUGCUUCUAGCAGUCAGAGCCAGAUCUCAUGCGACGGUUUCCAGGCUGAUAGCUGGAGGAGCUCGGGUGGAGCAGGUGUGUCUGAAGAAAUGGACGGCCAUGCACGAGGCCUCCAGGGUCGGCUGUGUCCGUGUCAUGGAGCUGCUGCUGCAGGAAGGAGGCCGGGUCUCAGAGACAGACCAGUAUGGAGUGACUCCUCUGGGCACGGCUGCAGAGUACGGACACUCUGAAGUUAUGGAGCUCCUCAUCAAACAUGGUGCUGAUGUAAACGAUCAGGCGCCGAAUGGCGACAGCGUCCUAUACGAUGCUGCAGGUUCUGGGAAUCCAGACUGUAUCAACAUCCUGCUGCUGCACGGAGCAAACCCCAACAUCCACAACCUGAGCUCCCAGCUGCCAGUCCACCACGCCGCCUACAAGGGACACAUCCUAGCUUUGAGGAUUCUGAUCCCGAUCACCACCAGACGAGCCCUGCGGUUGUCGGGCCACAGCCCGCUCCAUUCUGCAGCUGACGGAGGCCACACUCUCUGCCUGGAGCUGCUGCUGCAGAGAGGCUUUGACGUCAACGCACUGUUAUCUCCUCACAUCUCCGACAACUACGGAGACAUGAGGAGAAGCCCGCUCUACUUUGCUGUCUCCAACGGGGACGCAACUUGUACCGAGCUUCUCCUGAAGUCUGGAGCCAUGCCCGACCUGGACCCGCUGCGCUGCCUCCUGGUGGCUGUCAGGUCGGGCCGCUACAAGAUCGUGGAGCUGCUGCUGGCGGCCAAAGCGGACGUGAACUGUUACUUUACGGCGGUGAGCGACACGCUGUUCCCCACGGCGCUGCAGUACUGCCUGAAGGACGAGGUGAUGAUGAGGCUGCUGCUCAACAACGGCUACGACGCAGAGAAGUGUUUCUGUUGCAACCAUGACGAGGACUGGGACGACCUGAGUGAGUCUGGUUACUCACAAGAUCAGGAGGAAAAAAUCGCUUUUUGUGACUUCGUCAGCGUCUCCUGCCUGGUGAACCUGGUGGGUCGAAUCGUGACGAUCCUCCUCGAGUACGUCGGUCAGGUUUCCCUCUGCGGGAAACUGACAAAGAUCCUGGAGAAACACAAGGAGUGGCCUCACAUCCUCUGGACCACAUGUAACCCUCGCUCUCUGUCUCACCUGAGCAGAGUGGUGAUCAGGAAACACCUGAGCUGCAGCGGCCUGAUGUCACUCCACCUGCCCAACAGGCUGAAGGACUUCCUGCUGUUCAAAGAGAACGACCUGUACGCCCAAAUCAUCUGCAGGGAGGACUGAGAGGAUGGGCUAUCUAUCUUAUCUGUGGAGUCUUAAAUGUCAGUCGUGACAUGCAGUUUAUGUAACAGGGUCUAUAUUGAUCAAAAAUGUACUAAUUAUA
This is a messenger RNA of Centropristis striata (black sea bass), 1883 nucleotides long. RefSeq names its product ankyrin repeat and SOCS box protein 15-like. The transcript is spliced from 10 exons. Gene Ontology annotation, biological process: intracellular signal transduction. The record is from RefSeq and is a predicted model, not a curated record. Bases 41 to 1783 code for a protein of 580 amino acids. Lineage: Eukaryota; Metazoa; Chordata; Actinopteri; Perciformes; Serranidae. Gene Ontology annotation, molecular function: protein binding. Gene Ontology annotation, cellular component: cytoplasm.